AUGACCACCGACGCCGACCCCCCACCGCCCGUCGCGCCUCGGUCUCCGAAGCGCAUGCAGGAUGAUCUGGAUGAGUUGAUCGAGUCCGCGAGCAAGAGGUCCAGGACGGCGAGUCCGGGGGAGACUCACCAGCAGAUGCAACGGCAGGAGGAGGGGAAUGGGGUUGUGAAGGAUGAUGAUGAUGAUGCUCCGACCACGACUUCGAAUACCGAGAUAACGGGGAGCAGCGCAGAGGGCGCGAGCGAGACCCAGGACGAGAGCAAAACUCAGAAUCCUCCUCCUCCUCCUCUUCCUGUCACAGCAGAGCCUCCAGCUGCACCCGCAACGUCACAAGCAGACGACAACGACACGGCCGAAACCGAGACGAAGGCUGCGCCCAAGAGCAAAAUGUGCGGCGUGUGCCAUGAAAAAGAAGGAAAAUACAAGUGCGCGCGCUGCGCUCUGCCUUUCUGUUCAGUGCCGUGUAACAAGAUUCAUCGCGAGAACCACCCUCCAGAUCCUGAACCAGCGGCAAAACCACCUCCGCCUCCUGAUGUCGCAGCAGGACCGCCGCCCGCGACGAAGAAGGCUCGCGACCCGAGUAACCCCUUCAGCGUCCUCGAUGACUCGGACCAGCUACGCUACCUAUUCAAGCGGUAUCCGAGCCUCAGGUCACGUCUUCUCGGCAUCCUCGCCGCCACAGAGCCGCCGCCCGAGAUGCGGGGUGCUUCCGGCACAAGCCUCAACGACAUCAUGAAGGCCAAGGCCAUGGCGGCGGCGAAUCCGAAGAAGGAACAGUGGACGCACGACAUCGGCAUCCGCAACGGCAAGGAGGCGCUGCGGAAAGCGAAGAACGCGGCGGGCGAGGACGGCGAGGGCGUGCGCGAGUACAUUGAGCUCAUCAAUCACCUCGUCUCCAAGGGGGAUGGCGGCAACGACGCCGAUGCCGACGAGGCGAUCCGGAGACGGGCGGCGCAGCAGGACACUGAGCUCAUCAGACGUCUCAUGGCGGACGAUAGAGGUUGA
Messenger RNA from Colletotrichum truncatum, 1005 nucleotides. RefSeq names its product hit finger domain protein. Gene Ontology annotation, biological process: maturation of LSU-rRNA from tricistronic rRNA transcript (SSU-rRNA, 5.8S rRNA, LSU-rRNA); snoRNA localization; box C/D snoRNP assembly. NCBI's taxonomy places the organism in Eukaryota, Fungi, Ascomycota, Sordariomycetes, Glomerellales, Glomerellaceae. Gene Ontology annotation, cellular component: pre-snoRNP complex; nucleus. The record is from RefSeq and is a predicted model, not a curated record.